This is a messenger RNA of Chenopodium quinoa (quinoa), 1337 nucleotides long. Its product is annotated as GRF1-interacting factor 1-like. Gene Ontology annotation, biological process: positive regulation of transcription by RNA polymerase II; leaf development; cell population proliferation. Gene Ontology annotation, cellular component: nucleus. Bases 399 to 1016 code for a protein of 205 amino acids. Lineage: Eukaryota; Viridiplantae; Streptophyta; Magnoliopsida; Caryophyllales; Amaranthaceae. The transcript has 4 exons. The record is from RefSeq and is a predicted model, not a curated record. Gene Ontology annotation, molecular function: transcription coactivator activity.
AACCCAACACUACUCAAACACAAAUCCAACCUAACCUAACCCAACCCCAUCUUUCUCUCUCUACAUUUUUCCCUCUCUAAAAUAAAACAAUUUUUAAAAAAAUAAUCUGUCCUCUUUAUAUACCUCUCUCACUGUCUUCUGAGUGUGAAUCCCUGUGUUCUUUUUUAUUUAUAUAGUGAGUGUUUCCAGUAGAGAGAGAAAACAUCCAGUAGUAGUUUUAGCAGUAGCACCAUCUCUUUACCCUCUGCUAUUUCAGAACUCUUUUUCUCAUUUCCUUCCAUUUCUAAAUUAUUUUUCUAAAUUUUAUUUUUAUUUUGUGCUCUUACAAAUUAAAAACACACACAAAAAAGAAAAAAGAAAAAAAAAAGAUUUUCCUUGGUUUGUUGGUGGGGGUUGAUAUGCAGCAGCACCUGAUGCAGAUGCAGCCCAUGAUGGCAGCUUAUUUCUCUUCUAACAACGUCACUACUGAUCACAUUCAACAGUACUUGGAUGAGAACAAGUCUUUGAUUCUGAAGAUUGUGGAAAGCCAGAAUUCGGGGAAGAUUAAUGAGUGUGCUGAGAACCAAGCAAGGCUGCAGCGAAACCUCAUGUAUCUUGCUGCUAUAGCUGAUGCCCAGCCCCAACCUGCUACUAUGCAUUCCCAGCAGCAGUAUGCUCAAAGCCAGAUGAUGCAGUCAGGGGCGCAUUACAUGCAGCAACAACAGCAGCAGCAAGCUCAAUCAAUGUCGCCACAGGCUUUGAUGGCAGCACGCUCUUCAAUGCUUUAUAGCCAGCAAGCAUACCCAACCCUUCAGCAGAGUCAAGCCCUGCAUGCCGGCCAAAUGGGAAUGAGCUCUGCUGGUAGCUCACUCAACAUGCUGCAAGGUGAACCUCACAGUGCGGCCAGCAGUGGUAUGCUUGGGUAUGCUGAUUUUGGGCGUAUCAAGCAGGACAUUGGCAGCUCUGAAGGGCGCGGUGGGACUUCAAGUGAUGGCGGUGAGGCACUCUACUUGAAGUCUGGUGAAGAUGGAAACUAAGAUUGUAGUAGCAUGAGCAAGCUAGACGGAGUUGCUAAGUCGGUCUUUAGGAGUUUAGUAUUAGUCAAGGAAGUAGUACUUACUAGUUACCAGGAAACAUGGAAUGGUUAAAAAAAAGAUCACCACUUAAAGGGCUAAAUUUUCUCUGAUGGAAAACAUUGUUGAGUUGCUACUCACAAAACCUCCAUCUUCUUGGUUCUUUUAAAGUGGUGAGACUCGGAAUCUUUUUAAGCGGUUUAAUUAUCAUGUAAAUUUGUAGGAUAAUAUUCCUAAAUUUUAUGUGCCUUUUUUAUUAGCUUCAUUGUCUUGCGACUUCUCCAA